AUGCCUUCCGAUCCGCCCCCCACAGAACCGUCAAAAUCCGAGCGCAUAACCAAGCUACGCGUCGAGUUGAAGGACUGGGAACAUGCCUUCGCCAAAGCCCACGACGGCCGGAAACCAACCCGCGAUGAAACCAAAGCCGACAGGGAGAUAGCUGCCAAAUACAAAGAAUACGCCCGUCUCCGCUCCGGCUCCUCCUCCUCCUCUACCUCCACCGACAAGAAAAAGUCCUCCCCCGUCUCGCGGCCCGCAACAGCAGCAGCACCAGCACCAGCAGCGCCAACUGCUCCCUCACCCACAGCACUAACCCAAACGCCGACCAAAAACCCCUCCGCGAACCCAUGGAGCAACAGCGAGAUCUACGAAUCGCCGCUCAGUAUCCGCCGGCAGCGACUAUUCGGGCGACGUGACCAAGUCGGCCCCACCCCGCAAAAAACCGGCAAGGUCCUUGGUAUCUUCGACAGUUUCAUCGACGUGGAGUCGACGCCACCACGGUCCGCGAAGCGCCUGAUCACCGGACUCGGCACGCCGACGAAAUCCGGCGGCGAGCGCGUGUCGGUCUCCCCGGCGCUCUCGACGCCGAGGAAGAGGAAGCUGGCGGAGGUCGCGGGAAAAAAGGAUGACAUCUUCGCGACGCCGAGUGCGCUGCGCGAGUGGAAGCCGCGGGAGGUAGCGGAGGAGGACGGCGCCGAUAGUCCGCGUGUGAGGCGCCCGCCGCCGAUGCCGAAGCGCGGACUGAGCUCGAUGUUAAGGGAGCUGAGGGAGAUGGAGGCGCAUGCGCUCGACGACGAUGAGGAGGCGAUGCGCGAGAUGGAGAUGGAGGCGGCGGGGUUGGAGGUGCCGAAGAGGAAGGAGAAGAAGAAGGACGAGCCCCUGUUCGAUGAGGUGGAGUUGCCGCCGUUGCCGCCAGGCGCGUUCGUAGAGGAUACGCUGCAGGACUCGGAUGAUGGCAAGGAGAAUGACGGCACGGAGCGCAAGGUCUGGAAGAAGAAGGGGCUCAAGAGGCAGCAUCGCAGGGUCAUCAGUACGCUCUCCACACCCUCCUCGCUCCUCUUUGACCCUGGUACCCAAGCCGGCGACAACGAGGCAGAGGAAGCCGAGGAGGCGGAGGCAGCAGCGGCGGAAGGCGGCGACGACCAACCACCCAUCCCCUCGGACAUCGAAAAUGGCGAAGACUCAUCCUCGGACGACGACGAAGAAGACUCCAAAAAGAAGUCCAAAAAGAAGCCAGCAGCAGCAGCGGAGAAGGCCAAGAAACCUGCCGCAACUCGCAAGAUCGAUGCGAACGCUACAUCGCACAUGAACUUUAGAAAGCUCAACAUCAAGAACAAGAACAGCAAGGGUAAAAGAGGCGGUAGGUUCGGCGGUGGCAGGAGGAGGUAG
Tricharina praecox is the source of this 1380-nucleotide messenger RNA. RefSeq names its product DNA replication/checkpoint protein. The record is from RefSeq and is a predicted model, not a curated record. Bases 1 to 1380 code for a protein of 459 amino acids. The transcript is spliced from 3 exons. NCBI's taxonomy places the organism in Eukaryota, Fungi, Ascomycota, Pezizomycetes, Pezizales, Pyronemataceae. Gene Ontology annotation, molecular function: DNA replication origin binding; single-stranded DNA binding. Gene Ontology annotation, cellular component: DNA replication preinitiation complex. Gene Ontology annotation, biological process: DNA replication; mitotic DNA replication preinitiation complex assembly; double-strand break repair via break-induced replication.